AUGCUGGACGCCAUCGAGGAUACCAACAUUGCGGACGUGCAACUACUGCUCGAUAAACACCAUGCGAAUCCGAACACGAUCGUGCUGGCCAAAGAUGUAGCACCCAUGCAUCUAGUGAUCGGAGCGGACGAUGAAUCGUUUGCCGCAAAAGCCACCUCGCUAAUGUUGGAACACGGUGGUGAUGCCUAUCUUCCGACGGUCGAACAGUUGCUAACCCCACUUCAUGUGGCCUGCAAUCUUGGGCGCGUUACAAUCCUGCGAAUGCUCCUGAAAGCGGACGGCAAUGUGAAACUACAGGACGAGGAAGGCCGUACACCGAUUCAGCACGCUAUCGACUGUAGUGACUCCUGCCGAAAUGCGGUCCUCAUCGCGACGAGCUACAACCUAGGCAACAAGGAGUCAACAUCGCACGCCAGCUGA
Molecule: messenger RNA, 420 nt
Organism: Anopheles funestus (African malaria mosquito)
Lineage: Eukaryota; Metazoa; Arthropoda; Insecta; Diptera; Culicidae
Product: ankyrin repeat and LEM domain-containing protein 1-like
Exons: 2
Coding region: 1-420 (139 amino acids)
Molecular function (GO): endonuclease activity; protein binding
Source: RefSeq, a predicted model, not a curated record